AUGCGAUGGGCGCUCAGCUCUUACGCCGACCCCCAAAAUCGUUAUAAUGUCGACGCAUUCUAUCACCCAAACGCCGAUCAUGGCGGUACCGUGAACUUUCGAGGUGGUCAUUACCUACAGCAAGACAUAUCGGCUUUUGAUGCCCCUUUUUUCUCGAUCUCUCCCGAUGAAGCAAAGACGAUGGAUCCGCAGCAGCGUUUGCUGCUCGAGGUGGUCUAUGAAGGCUUUGAGAAUGCGGGCAUUCCUAUGAGCAAAUACGUGUCUUCGCGCACAGCGUGUUUCGUCGGCGCAUUUACUCGCGACUACGAAGGACUCUUGGGUCGAGACCCGGAGAAUCUUUCGGCAUAUCAGGCAACGGGUAAUGGAAUGGCGAUGCUUUCCAACAGAGUCAGCUGGUUUUACGAUCUCAAAGGCCCCAGCAUGAGUCUCGAUACAGCGUGUUCAAGCAGCUUGACAGCUUUCCAUCUAGCUUGCCGAAGCCUGCAACAUGAGGAAGCGGAAAUGGCGGUCGUAGCAGGGUCCAAUCUCUUCUACAAUCCCGACCAGAUGGUUCCCUCCACAGCCAUGCGCUUCCUUUCCCCUGAUAGCAAGUGUUACUCUUUUGAUCACCGGGCAAAUGGUUACGCUCGAGUCGAAGGGCUCGGGGCGGUGAUUAUAAAAAGGCUCUCCAGUGCCAUCCGUGACGGCGACACAAUUCGUGCCGUGGUGCGAGGAACAGGUGUCAACCAAGAUGGCCGCACACCAGGCAUUACGCUUCCCAGCCAAGAAGCACAAAGAUCCUUGAUUAGGGAAACAUAUGCCAAAGCUGGACUUGAGCUGGGGCAAAGCAGAUACUUUGAAGCACAUGGUACUGGCACAGCGGCCGGUGACCCUCUGGAAGCUGGAGCCAUAGCAGCGACUUUUGCUGAGGCUAGAACAAAAGAUGAUGGCGAACCACUCAUCGUCGGGGCAAUCAAAUCCAACAUAGGGCAUCUUGAAGGUUCAAGUGGUUUGGCUGGACUAAUCAAGACCAUUCUGGUGUUGGAGACAGGCAAUAUCCCUCCUAACAUUUGGAUGGAGAAAGUCAAUCCAAAGAUUCCAGCAAAGCAAUGGAAACUCAAGUUUCCCACGUCUAAUACUCCGUGGCCAAGCAGCGGAUUGAGGCGGGCCUCGAUCAAUUCCUUCGGUUACGGAGGAAGCAACUCUCACGUCAUUCUUGACGAUGCAUACCACUAUCUGCAGCAGCACGGGCUCGAAUGUCGGCACAAUACAGUUCUAAGCCCUGGUGUCCCAUUGAAUGGUGUCAACGGAACGCAUACAAACGGCGACUUACACAAUGGCACUCCUAUGAAUGGUACAGACUUGACCCCUGCGAACCUAUUCUUAUGGUCUGCCUCAGAUCAAAAGGGAAUAGAACGAGUGCCCAUUCGAUCUAGUCAAGAGCCAAAUAUCGGAUUUAUAUUCACAGGCCAAGGAGCUGAGUGGCAAGGCAUGGGAAAAGCUCUAUACUCGAGAUAUCCCAUCUUCGCAGACAGCUUAAGGGCAGCGGACGUUUACUUGCGAGAAUCUCUAGGCGCCACGUGGUCCCUAUUAGACACAUUCCUAGAUGAUGAAAACACAACUAGGAUUCAUGAUCCGGCCAUUAGCCAACCUCUUUCCACGGCUUUGCAAGUAGCGCUCAUGGAGCUGCUUUCAAGCUGGGGAUUGGCGCCGUCGAGGGUCGUCGGUCAUUCGUCUGGAGAGAUAGCUGCAGCAUUCUCAGCCGGCAUAAUCAGCAGAGAGUGUGCCUGGGGCAUCGCUUAUUACCGUGGUGAAGCAGUGGUGGAAGCGGUGUCUUCUGAGGGCACAACCAACACUGGCGCAAUGAUGGCGGUCGGAGCAUCUGAGCAAGUGACACUUCAGUACAUCGCAAGACUCGAAGAAAGCAGCAAGAUACUCGUAGUCGCAUGCGUAAAUAGUCCUACCAAUGUCACGGUUUCAGGGGACGAGGACAUGGUUGACAAGCUGAAGCUUCUCCUCGAUGAAGAGGGCAUCUUCUCCCGCAAGCUUCAUGUCAAGGCUGCGUAUCACUCUCCGUACAUGAACAGAGUCUCAGAGGCAUACAGGGCCAAACUCGAAACGCUCGAUGUUGCAUCGUCCGGCCAAAAGAACAAGAUUGACAUGUUUUCGUCUGUCACGGGGACGAUGGCCGACAAAGCGUCCGUUGCGAUAUCAGAUUACUGGGUGUCCAACCUGGUCUCCCCAGUCCUGUUUCAUCAAUCGUCUCGGGCAAUGUGCACGCAGCGGCCGACGAAGAAGGGAAUUACGAUUGGCAGUCAAGAGAGCCCCUUGGAUAUUCUCAUCGAGGUUGGGCCACACUCGGCGCUACAAGGACCGAUGAAGCAGACAAUGGCUGCAGAGAGCAACUUGAAGGGUAUGCAGUAUUUCUCGAUGCUAUCUCGGAGCAGAUCAGCGAUAGAAACCGCGUUGCAGUUGGCGGGAAACCUUUACAAGUACGGCUCGAAACUUGACUUCCAAUUCAUCAACAGUCCUGGUUCUCAGGAAAUGCUUGUUGACUUGCCAAGCUACGCGUGGAACCACGAGAACAAGUACUGGUGCGAGAGCCGCAUGAGCAAGGGGUUUCGCUUUCGAAAGUUUCCACGGCAUGAUAUCCUUGGUGCACCUGUCUCGGAUUGGAACCCGCUCGAGCCUCAAUGGCGGAAUGUCCUCAGGGUCUCUGAGAAUCCUUGGCUUGUGGACCAUAUGAUAACGGACGUGGUGCUUUAUCCAGCUGCGGCAUCUCUCGUCAUGGCCAUCGAAGCAUCGCGUCAACUUGCUGAUGUUACUCGGACAAUAUCAGGCUAUCAGUUACGUGAGAUAACUCUUCAUGAAGCUCUGGCAAUACCCAAAACAGCCGACGGCGUGGAGACAAUGUUCUGCAUGCGACCGCACGGUGAUAACAGCUUCGGAGGCUCUGCUACAUGGAAUGAGUUCCACGUAUAUUCUUACAGUGAAGAAUAUGAAUGGCGUGAGCAUUGCCGUGGACUCGUCUCCGUUGAGUACGAGACCCAGCCUACGGAUUCACCUGGUAAAGAAAGCGAAGUUGAAGCCGAGGCACGGGAGCUCCAAGAGCUCGUCAAAGGCGCAGAGACUCGUUGCCAGAAAGAGCUGGGUCGAAAGCAGAUGUACGAUCACUACGAAUCUAUUGGGCUGCAGUACGGCCCGACAUUCAGGGCAAUCCACAACAUCAGAUACACUGACAACGAAGCCAUUGGAAAGAGAGAACUCAUUGGAAAUAUCAAGAACCCAGAUUUAAAGGCAAUCAUGCCAAACGGCUACUAUCACCAGCCUGUGAUUCACCCAAUCACACUAGACAACUUACUGCAACUAUUGCUUCCUGCCAUGGGACGUGGAAUUGCAAGUUUGGACGAGCCAAUCAUACCAACUCUCAUCGGAAAGCUUUGGGUCUCAGCUUCAAUAUCUGUCGAUGCCGAUUACAGCUUCUCGGGCUAUGGUAACGCAAGAUGGAUGAGUGCCCGAGAGGCCAGAGGCUGGGGUGUUCUGAUGAACGAAGCUCGACAAUCGCCAUGGGUUAUCCUCAGAGACUCUGUCUCGAAAGUUGUGCACUCUGCGGACUUCUCCACGGCGCCUCAAGCGACUCAAAACAGACAGGUUGGGUCCUUCAACAUUGCAUGGCAACCAGACGUGGACUUUGUCGACACGAAACAUCUUAUUCAACUGUCGGGAGACACAAAACAGAAAGACUGGACAACUGAAACGCAUGACCUGGAGUUGUUGGGCAUCAGCUAUAUCAAGGAAACUCUUGCCGCCUUGGAGCAGGACUCACGCAUAAAUCUGCCCGAACACUUGGAGAAAUACGUCGCCUGGAUGAGAUUCCAAGCGGAGAGAUUUGGACAGGGCGAAGAGCAAGAGGUUGACCGAGUCGCACUAGAAGAAAAGGUUGAGGCUUCCUCAGUGGACGGUCAAGCCAUGACGAGGGUUGGUCGAAACCUAGGUCGGAUCCUGAAGCAGGAAACUGGUUUCCUGGAGCUGUUGGCCGAAGAUCAGCUUCUGGACCGAUUUUACGAGUUCGCCAUUGGCAGCGAGACACUUCAUCAACACCUUGCCACCUACUUGGACACGGCUGCCUUUAAGAAUCCAGACAUGAAUAUCCUCGAGAUUGGAGCUGGCACUGGCUCUGCUACCAAGACUAUCCUUAAUGCACUUACCGGCGAAGGAAUGGUGAGAAUUGCUAGGUACAUGUACACGGAUAUAUCGGGCGGCUUCUUCGACAAAGCGAAAGAGAAGUUCCAAGACUGGAUAGACAUCAUGACAUACAAGACUCUCAACAUCGAGGUUGACCCAGUGGAGCAAGGUUUCGAGCUCAACAAGUACGAUGUGAUUGUAGCGUCUCACGUUUUGCAUGCUACUGCGCGACUGGACGUCACGUUGGACAACACCAAGAAGUUGUUGAAACCGGGCGGUAAGCUCAUCUUGGUGGAAAUUACCAACCCGGACCUCUUACGCUCGCCGUUUCUCUUCGGUCUGCUUCCAGGGUGGUGGCUGUCCAAAGAGAAGAACAGGAAAUGGGGACCUACCAUUACCGCGGACGAGUGGAAUAAUUUGCUUCAGCGCCACGGUUUUGAGGCCUGCGACCAUAUUAUUAAAGACAUGGAAGAUCCCAGUCUUCACCAAGCUAGUAUCCUGGUCAGCACCUAUAUGCCUGACCGUCAAGUCUCCGGAACAGAUGUUGUAGUGGCCACAUCCCCUAGCAACCCGCAGGAGGCUCUCGCAUCAGAAGUCCAAGAUAGACUACAGCAACAGGGUCAAACAGCCACCAUAUUGCCUUUCACAUCAAUUAGAAAGCAUGACAUUGCUAGGAAACUAGUCAUAUGUAUUGCUGAGCUCUACGACACUAUGAUUCAUAAGCUUAAAGAGGAUGAAUAUGCAGACCUACAACACAUGGUUGGGGCUGCUUCAGCUAUAGUCUGGGUCACGAAAGGAGGCACCUUUACCACAGAAAACCCGCUGUCUGCACUGUCAAAUGGAUUUGGACGCAAUGUCCGGGCUGAGCGCGAAGGGUACCGAUUUGUCAGACUUGACCUGGAGGAGGACGUGGUCGUGGAGUCGGCGGCGGAUUCAAUCACCAAAGUGUACAUGCGUCUCUCAACGUCGCCUGCAAUCACUGAGAAUGAGUAUGCGGUCAAGGAUGGAAACCUCUUCAUCUCCAGACUGGUUCAUGACGAUCAAUUUGCCGAGACUUUCACCUCCUUGUACGCGAAGCCGGAGACUCAGCUUGUCCCCUUUACCAAGGAUAACCGAGCUCUGAAAUUGGACAUUUCGUCUCCAGGAACACUAAGUACCUUUCACUUCCAGGACGAUGAUGUAUAUGGUGUUGAACUCGGUCCUAAUGAGAUUGAGGUUAAAGUCAAAGCUGUAGGACUCAACUUCAAGGACGUGAUGAUUGCGAUGGGUCAGCUUAGCGAUACUUGGCUGGGCAAUGAAUGCUCAGGCGUCAUAACUAGGGUAGGCAAAGACGUGAGUGAAUUCACGGUUGGAGAUAGGGUCUGCAGUGUCGGUGUUGGAACAUUCCGAACCUUUUACAGGGACGAUGCUCGCUUGUUCCAGAGGAUACCGGAGCAUAUGAGCUUUGCGGAGGCCGCUGCAUUGCCGCUCGUCUACUGGACGGCAUACUACUCCUUAUUUGAGCUGGCUAGGUUGAAGAAGGGCGAGAGUGUGUUGAUCCACGCUGCGGCGGGAGGUGUUGGCCAAGCAGCCAUUGUGCUUUCUCAGCUCAUUGGCGCGGAAAUCUUUGUCACUGUUGGUACGGCGGAAAAGAAGCAUUUCUUGAUGGAGACGUAUAAUAUCAAAGAGGACCACAUCUUUUCAAGUCGAGACCUUUCCUUUGCAAAAGGAGUCAUGCGAUUGACGAACCAACGCGGUGUUGACGUUGUUCUCAAUUCUCUAUCUGGAGAAGCACUCCGGCAGUCAUGGGAACUCAUGGCUCCAUCAGGUCGAUUCAUCGAGAUUGGCAGGCGAGACAUUGAUCUGAACAGGCGUCUUGAUAUGAGCGUGUUUGCUAGAGGCGCUACUUUUCCAUCUGUUGCCGUGGUCUUAAAGGACAAUCGCGACAUGGUCGGUCGAAUCUUGAGAGAGAUUAUGGAUCUGGCAAGGGAGAAGAAGAUCUCGCCUGCAAAGCCCUUGAAUCUCUUUCCAUAUUCGAAAAUGGAGGUGGCUUUCCGAUUCAUGCAGGCGGCCAAGCACAUCGGCAAGAUUAUCCUUGAACCUCAUGACGACGAUGUCGUACCGGCACUCCCUCCGAUGAAGAUGCCGCAAUACUUUGAUGAGAAUGCAUCUUACUUGAUCUCGGGUGGUCUUGGCGGCCUUGCUCGGAGCAUGGUGAGAUGGAUGGUUGACAAGAACCUGAAGAAUGUGAUCCUAUGCUCCCGAUCAGGGCCAAACAGUGACAAGGGCAAAGCAACGGCAAAGGAGCUGCGAGAGAGAGGCGUGAAUGCAACUAUUUAUGCUUGUGAUGUGAGCAACGCCGUUGAACUUGCUGCAGUGUUGGAGGAUUGUGCACGGAAGAUGCCGCCAAUCAAAGGGUGCAUACAAGCAGCCAUGGUAUUACGAGACUCGACUUUCGAGAACAUGUCGUACGCCGACUUCCAAGAGCCCCUGCGCAGCAAAGUUCCAGGAACCUGGAAUCUCCACAGCAUGCUGCCGGACACCCUAGAUUUCUUCGUCAUACUGUCUUCCUCAUCUGGCAUCAAUGGUACUCGUGGCCAGGCGAACUAUGCUGCAGGCAACACGUUCCAAGAUGCAGUAGCACAUCAUCGCGUCAGCCAGGGUCAACACGCCAUCGCCAUCGACCUCGGCUUUGUUCUCUCCGUUGGAUAUGUGGCUGAGGGCGGCAAUGCCGAGAUUGACAAUAACCUAAGCGCAUGGGGAUUCAUGGGUAUUCGCGAAGAGGAGUUCCUCGCCAUCAUAGAGUACUGCGUCAACCCUAACACACCUCGUCCGACACCCACAACGUGUCAAGUAGUCACCGGCAUCGAAAAUCCUGCCUUGAUGCGCGCCAAGGGUCUCGAGAAGCCGUACUACUUCAAGGAUCCUUUCUUCAGUCACCUCCAGAUUGCCAACAGGGAGGAGAACUCGUCUGCGCUUGGCGGCGACGACCAAGAGCGCGAACUGACUGCGCAGACCAUCGCCGCUCUACGCUCAGUGAAAUCUCUCGAUGAAGCCGCUGGACUGAUCAGAGUUGCUUUUGUGGCUAAGCUGUGCAAGGUUCUGAGCAUCAAUCAGGAUGAUCUUGAUGUGAACAAGCCGUUGUACACGUAUGGAGUGGACUCGCUGGUGGCGGUGGUGAUUAGGUAUUGGCUGUUUCGGGAUUAUCACGCAGAUGUGCCGGUGUUUGACAUUAUGGGAGGAAGUACCAUUACGGGAUUGAGCUUGAAAAUUGCAGCAAAGACGAAGUUUGUGGAUAAAUCUUUGAUCGAGAUGGAAGAACAGGAUAGAUUGGGCGUGGAAGCGGAAGAGUAGAGCUGAUUAUUGAUUGCCCAUGCUAAGCAAGACAUUUAAAGUAGGAAUAUCUAUCGAGUACAUAAUCAAAUAAUCUACCUAUCCUAGGCAAACAGCGAAAUAAAACUUUUGUUCCUUGCUUUCUUUCGAC
This is a messenger RNA of Trichoderma harzianum CBS 226.95, 7627 nucleotides long. RefSeq lists its product as hypothetical. NCBI's taxonomy places the organism in Eukaryota, Fungi, Ascomycota, Sordariomycetes, Hypocreales, Hypocreaceae. The transcript has 8 exons. Gene Ontology annotation, molecular function: fatty acid synthase activity; phosphopantetheine binding; oxidoreductase activity. The record is from RefSeq and is a predicted model, not a curated record. Gene Ontology annotation, biological process: secondary metabolite biosynthetic process; fatty acid biosynthetic process. The coding region runs from base 1 to 7497 and encodes 2498 amino acids.